CACAGUGUGUAAGCUGAGCUUUGUGUGCUAAGGAUCAGUUCAGUUGAUGUGUGGUCGUCCAUGUGUUGAACAGAGGGAAGAUGGGAGCUGACGGCAACUUGACAGAAACCAAUCUCGAAACCGCAAGUGACCUCUGACCCCAAGACACGAAACACGGUGUGAUGGAUGUUGAGGAUCCGUCUCCUUUGCAUCGUUUUGUUGUAGCGAAGCGUUCGAUCACCUCCAUCUUUGAUCAGCUGCUGGACUUUGUGAAGGACGGCUCUGCAUUUGUGGACGAGGCGUGGCGGAGCGCCGCCCUGGGCCAGGUGGCGGUGGAGGAGCAGAGCCUGGACAUGCAGAGCUGUGCCACCAAACUGUCGACCAUCAGGGACGUUCUGCUGCGGAGACACAUGAAGGUGGCGUUCUUUGGCAGAACUAGUAACGGGAAAAGCACCGUGAUCAACGCCAUGCUGAGAGACCGAGUGUUGCCCAGCGGCAUUGGUCACACCACCAACUGCUUCCUGAGGGUGGAAGGAACCGACGGGGACGAGGCUUACCUCAACACCGAGGCGUCCACUGAGAGGCGGAGCGUCACGACGGUCAACCAGCUCGCUCACGCUCUCCACAUGGAUCCAACCCUAGAUUCCGGCAGCCUCGUCAAAGUGUUCUGGCCUAAAAGUUGCUGCGCUCUGCUGAGAGACGACCUGGUGCUGAUGGACAGUCCUGGGACUGACGUGACUCUGGAGUUGGACAGCUGGAUCGAUAAGUUCUGUCUGGACGCCGACGUCUUUGUGCUCGUGGGAAACGCAGAGUCGACGCUGAUGAACACGGAGAAACUUUUCUUCCACAAAGUCAGUGAGAGAAUUUCCAAACCGAAUAUCUUCAUCCUGCACAACAGAUGGGACGCUUCAGUGACCGAACCCGAGUACAUGGAGGAGGUGAGGAAGCAGCACUUGGACCGCUGUGUGAGUUUCCUGGCUGAGGAGCUGAGGGUGGUUGGUCUGGACGAGGCUCCGGGGAGGAUCUUCUUCGUCUCAGCUAAAGAGGUCCUGAGCUCCAGGAUGCAGCGAGCGCAGGGCAUGCCUGAGACAGGUGGCGCUCUGGCUGAAGGUUUCCACGACAGACUGAGGGAGUUUCAAAGGUUUGAGAGGACGUUCGAGGAGUUCAUCUCUCAGUCUGCGGUGAAAACCAAGUUUGAGCAGCACACGGUGACAGCGUGGCAGAUCACUGAGGCCAUCAAAGCUGUGAUGGACGACAUCAACAUCGCCUCUGCUGACAGAAAGAUCUGCUGCCUGGAGGAGCGGGAGGAGCAGAGGGAUCGGCUGGACUUUGUCCGAGGACAGAUUAACCAUCUGAGCGACAACGUCAGAGACAAGAUCAAGACUCUGAGUGAUGAUGUCGCUGCCAAGGUGGCCUCAGCUCUCUCAGAUCAGACUUGUUCACUUCCUGUCCUGGUGGAGGAGUUCAGGUGCGACUUCAGUCCGACACAUGAGACUCUGCAGAUCUAUAAAACCAAGCUGCUGCAGCACGUGGAGGAGAGGCUGGUCGGCUGUUUGGCUCAUCGCUGCUCCACCGGCGUCCUCAGAGACAUCAGGGAUGCCCAGAGACACAUGAUCGACAGCGUCCGUCCUCUGCUGUCUCUGUCCGUCCAGGAGCAGCUCUUUGCUCCCUCCUCCUGCUUCGAGCUGACCUAUGACCUCGGCCUCUCCGUCCUCUGUGCAGAUUUUCAGGAGAACAUCGAGUUUCAGUUCUCUCUGGGCUGGACCGCCCUUGUCGCUCGCUUCAUCGGAGCCGCCAACGCCAAGCGAGCGCUGAGCGGCUGCGAGCCGCGGCCUCAGGAUGCCUCCAGCUUUAAGGAUGAGAUGGUGGUUUCCAUAGCAACAGGCCUUGUCUCUGUCACCUCCCGAGCAUCCAUGACAGUGCUGGUGAUCGGUGGAGUGGUGUGGCGUUCUGUGGGCUGGCGUCUCGUCGCUGUGUCUCUGUCUCUGUACGGUCUCCUGUACCUGUAUGAGAAACUGACCUGGACCAACUCCAGCAGGGAGCGUGUUCUGAAGCAGCAGUUUGUGGAACACGCCGCCCGCCGCCUCAGAACCGUCAUCCCCGUCACAAGCUCCGCCUGCAGCCAGCAAGUGUGCAAGGAACUGAUGGCGACGUUCAGCCGUUUGAGUCAGAGAGUCGAGCUGAGCGAAGCCGAGCUGGAGGGAAACGUCCGACAGCUGAGCCUCAGGAUCCAGAGGCUGGAGAACAUCCAGAGGAGGUCGAAGGCCUUCAGGAACAGAGCCACAGAGCUGGAGACUCAGCUGGAAUCCUUCUCUGUCCGCUACCUGCAGGGAAACUGAAGAAUCGCACCUGGACAAUGUUCUGCUGAUGAGCAGCGCCCCCUGGUGAUAGAAUCAGGACCAUCUGCUCAAACUGAGACGAGGAAGAUUCUCGUCCUGACGUCAGUGUGUCUCACAGAACCUGUGGUCAGACACUGUGUCUGCCUGUAGGGGGAGCACUAACCUGUUCUGUGACGUCACGUAAUGAACCACUUCACACUAUGUGACGCUGCUGCAUCCACAUAUUUUCAUAUAACAGUUUUAUCUCACAAAACUAGAAACUGUGUCAGUGAAACUCAAACGAGUUCAAGUCUUAAGUCAAAAUACACAAGCACACAAGUAAACACACACACACACACACAAAAACAGAAACAAAUAAACACGUGGAGGGUAAUAAGUAACUAAAACUGCAUGAAGCGAUGUAAAAUAAAAAGUAAGUACUUUAAUAUUGUAUCUGAUACAGUACUUGAGUAUAUAUACUUAGUUUUUCUCUGGUUGACAAAUAGACAAUUGUUGAUCAUGAACUCAGAGAACUGUAGUUACUCACGGUUAUGAGUCAUUGUUUUGCUUCUGAUGUUUGUUUUGAUCAGAACUUUAAUUUUUAAUAAUCACGAGUUUCACAUCUGAUACAAAAUAAAUCUUUGUUGUUGAUUUUAUUUAGUUGCAGUGUGACGUCCCAGCAGCUGAGUUCCAGGUCCAAGUCGCACAGGCCUGUCCCGUGGUUCUGUCCCCGUUUCCAGACGCUCACUCAUCCUGUCACCAAAUAGGUCCUUGGUUUUUAUUGAGUAGUGUCGUGUUCCUUUAUCCUUAGGUAGAGAGAAGAGUCGGUCUGGUUCAAAAAGUAUUUAUUUAGAAGCAAUGAACAGCUACUACAUAGCUAUGGGCACUCAACGUACAGCCCCAGGCCGCCUAAUACUGCCGGGGAAGUCAAGAGUCGCCCCGAACGGACGA
This is a messenger RNA of Hippoglossus stenolepis (Pacific halibut), 3248 nucleotides long. RefSeq names its product mitofusin 1a (gene mfn1a). The coding region runs from base 162 to 2318 and encodes 718 amino acids. Gene Ontology annotation, cellular component: mitochondrial outer membrane. Gene Ontology annotation, biological process: mitochondrion localization; mitochondrial fusion. Gene Ontology annotation, molecular function: GTP binding; GTPase activity. The transcript is spliced from 18 exons. The record is from RefSeq and is a predicted model, not a curated record. Lineage: Eukaryota; Metazoa; Chordata; Actinopteri; Pleuronectiformes; Pleuronectidae.